AUGGACGCCCAGAAAGAAGCUUUACAAAGGAUCAUUUCAACUCUGGCAAAUAAAAAUGAUGAAAUUCAGAACUUUAUUGAUACACUAAAUCAAACACUAAAAGGAGUUCAGGAAAAUUCUUCUAACAUACUUUCAGAGCUAGAUGAAGAAUUUGAUAGUUUAUACUCUAUAUUGGAUGAAGUGAAAGAAAGUAUGAUUAAUAGUAUCAAGCAGGAACAAGCUCGUAAAUCACAAGAGUUACAGAGUCAGCUUAGUCAAUGUAAUAAUGCCCUGGAGAACUCUGAAGAACUGCUAGAAUUUGCAACACGGUCAUUAGAUAUAAAGGAGGCUGAAGAAUUUUCAAAGGCUGCCAGACAGAUCAAGGAUAGAGUAACGAUGGCUUCAGCCUUUCGCCUUUCUUUGAAACCAAAGGUCAGUGACAGCAUGACUCAUUUAAUGGUGGAUUUUUCUCAGGAAAGACAGAUGUUGCAGACUUUGAAGUUUUUGCCAGUCCCCAAAGCUCCAGAGAUAGAUCCAGUAGAGUGUUUGGUGGCUGACAAUGCUAUAACAGUAGCUUGGAGAAUGCCAGAAGAAGACAAUAAGAUUGACCAUUUUAUACUGGAAUAUAGGAAAACUAAUUUUGAUGGACUUCCACGUGUAAAAGAUGAGCGGUGUUGGGAUAUAAUUGAUAAUAUUAAGGGUAAUGAAUAUACACUGUCAGGUUUAAAGUUUGAUUCAAAGUAUAUGAAUUUCAGAGUGCGAGCUUGUAACAAAGCUGUGGCUGGAGAGUGUUCUGACCCAGUGACUCUAGAGACCAAAGCCCUUAAUUUCAGUUUGGAUAGCUCAUCAUCACAUUUGAACCUGAGAGUUGAAGAUACCUGUGUAGAGUGGGAUCCUACUGGAGGAAAAGGCCAAGAAAACAAAGUUAAAGGAAAAGAGAACAAGGGCAGAAGUGGUACACCAUCCCCCAAACGGACAUCUGUAGGCUCCAGGCCACCUGCAGUAAGAGGCAGCAGAGACCGUUUUACUGGGGAAUCAUACACGGUGCUGGGAGACACUGCUAUUGAAAGCGGACAACAUUAUUGGGAGGUCAAGGCCCAGAAGGAUUGUAAAUCCUAUAGUGUGGGAGUAGCAUACAAGACUUUGGGGAAAUUUGACCAAUUAGGAAAAACAAACACUAGUUGGUGUAUCCAUGUCAACAACUGGCUACAAAACACAUUUGCAGCAAAGCAUAAUAACAAAGUCAAAGCCUUGGAUGUUACUGUUCCUGAGAGAAUAGGUGUAUUCUGUGAUUUUGAUGGGGGUCAACUUUCUUUCUAUGAUGCAAACUCAAAACAGUUGUUGUAUUCCUUUAAGACAAAAUUUACUCAGCCAGUACUACCUGGUUUCAUGGUUUGGUGUGGUGGACUUUCUUUGAGUACUGGGAUGCAGGUUCCAAGUGCUGUGAGAACACUUCAGAAAAGUGAAAAUGGAAUGACUGGUUCAGCUAGCAGCCUAAACAUUGUUACUCAAUAA
Pipistrellus nathusii (Nathusius's pipistrelle) is the source of this 1494-nucleotide messenger RNA. The record is from the annotation of a GenBank genome assembly. NCBI's taxonomy places the organism in Eukaryota, Metazoa, Chordata, Mammalia, Chiroptera, Vespertilionidae.